Marmota monax (woodchuck) is the source of this 1515-nucleotide messenger RNA. Its product is annotated as E3 ubiquitin-protein ligase RNF152-like. Gene Ontology annotation, cellular component: lysosomal membrane. Gene Ontology annotation, molecular function: ubiquitin protein ligase activity. Gene Ontology annotation, biological process: cellular response to amino acid starvation; positive regulation of autophagy. Lineage: Eukaryota; Metazoa; Chordata; Mammalia; Rodentia; Sciuridae. The record is from RefSeq and is a predicted model, not a curated record.
CGCCCGCCCGCGGCGUGCGUCUGGCUGAGCGGGGCGGGCGCGCCGGGACCACCCAGCGAUGCUGCCGCCGCCGGUGUAGCGAGCCCCCGAGCGCGCUGCGGUGAAAGAAAUGAACACGCCCACGAAUGCUAGAUGCCUGCGAGCUCCCUCGGCGGCACUGGAAAGGCAGAGUGGAGGCCUCCGAGUACCGGCUCCUUGCCCUUGGUCUUGGCGCUGCCCCUGCUGCUCACGGUCCACCAUGGAGACGCUGUCCCAGGAUUCUCUGCUGGAAUGUCAGAUCUGCUUCAACUACUACAGCCCCCGGCGGAGGCCCAAGCUGCCGGAUUGCAAACACACCUGCUGUUCGGUGUGCCUCCAGCAGAUGAGGACGAGCCAGAAGGACGUGAGGUGCCCCUGGUGCCGCGGCAUCACCAAGCUGCCCCCUGGCUUCUUGUCGCAGCUGCCCGAUGACCCCGAGGUCCUGGCGGUCAUCGCCAUUCCGCACACCUCCGAGCACACCCGGGUCUUCAUCAAACUUCCUAGCAAUGGGUGCUACAUGCUGCCCUUGCCCAUCUCCAAGGAGCGCACACUGCUGCCCGGAGACAUGGGCUGCCGCCUGCUCCCCGGGAGCCAGCAGAAGUCCGUCACGGUGGUGACCAUCCCUGCGGAACAGCAGCCGCUGCAAGGCGGGGCUCCGCAGGAGGCAGUGGCCGAGGAGCCGGACUGGCGGGGCGUGGUGAAAAGCUCCACCUGGUCGGGCGUGUGCACUGUCAUCCUGGUGGCCUGUGUCUUGGUCUUCCUCCUGGGCAUCGUGCUCCACAACAUGUCUUGCAUUUCUAAGCGCUUCACUGUGAUAUCCUGUGGCUGAGGCGGGGUGCAGGGAAGGCUCUUGUGGGUGUCAACUUAGGGGUUGAGUAGGUGUUGGUGACGGGAUCCCAGCGAGAAGAUGGGGGGCAACACUGACCAUUUGGUGCUGAGCGCUGGCCUCUGGGUUGCCACUUGAUUCACCUGAAGACAGAUGCCAAGGGAGGAAGGUUUUUGAGUCUUUUCAGAAGAACCCCAGGAUUAAGACCUCGUGGGCAUGAAGAAGUCAAGUAUCUGAAACGGUGGGCACCUCGAUCCUCCCAAUGAGACGUCCCGUACGCAACACCCCAAUACUCACCCCUCUGCUCUGUGUUUAAGUCCUGUAUUUUUUAAGGCACAAAUGGAGAGUAACAAAAGUUUGACUUUUCUCCUAGUUCUGGAGUAUUAUAAAAGCCACACUUGUUGUUAGCAAUGGCAAAACUGAUGGGCAUUUCAAAAGGCAGUCCACAAUUAUUUUUUUGAAAGAUGCUGUUCCUUGAGCAUUAGACCUUUUUGAAUUCCAGUUUCCUCUUGUUGGUGUAAGCAAGAAAAUCUUCUGUAUUUCAAAAUAUGUUUUUUAUUGAGAGAAAUGGCAAGGUAGACUUACAAUUCACAUUCCUAAUGUAAGUGUUCUUAAAUGUGUAAUGGUUUAUAGAUGUUCAUAAAGAAAGAACUGCUGGAUUAAAUAAUAAA